AUGCCAGUCGUGGGAUUUCUCUCCUUCUCGUUCUCUGGUCGUCGGUUUCGUCUCCCGUCCAGUCCAGCGUCUGCGGGCACGCUCGAGAAGCUCUACCUCGAGCCCAUCAAGAAGAUCGAAGGCACGGUCACCCUCCCCGGGUCCAAGUCCAUGUCCAACCGCAUCCUCCUCCUCUCCGCGCUCGCGGAGGGUAAGACGAAAGUCCUGAACCUCCUCGACAGCGACGACAUCCGAUACAUGGUCGACGCGCUGAAGCAGCUCGGACUCGAGAUCACGGAAGAUCGCGCGAACAACAUCCUCGAGAUCGAAGGCUGCGCCGGGAAGAUCCCGGUGAAGGGCGCGGAGCUCUUCCUCGGGAACGCGGGGACCGCGAUGAGGCCCCUCACCGCGGCCGUCGCCGCCGCCGGCGACGGAACCUUCAUCCUCGACGGCGUCGAACGCAUGCGAGAGCGUCCGAUCGAAGAUCUCGUCGACGGACUCAAGCAGCUCGGCGUCGACGCGGAGUGCACGAUGGGCACGGGCUGCCCCCCCGUCAAGGUCGUCGCGAACGGCCUCCCCGGCGGCCGCGUCGAGCUCAAGGGCUCCGUGAGCAGCCAGUACCUCACCGCGCUCCUGAUGUCCGCGCCGCUGUCGACGGGCGACAUCGAGAUCGUGAUCACGGACAUCCUCGUCUCGAAGCCGUACAUCGACAUGACGGUCAAGCUCAUGGAGCGCUUCGGCGUCGAGGUCGGCGUCUUCGACGAUAUGCAGCGCUUCGUCGUGAAGGGCGGUCAGACGUACAAAUCCCCGGGAGAGGCGUUCGUCGAAGGAGACGCGUCCUCGGCGUCGUACUUUCUCGCCGGCGCGACGAUCACGGGCGGGAAGGUGAAGGUCAUCGGGUGCGGCACGGAUAGCUUGCAGGGUGACACGAAGUUCGCGGACACGAUGGGUUUGAUGGGCGCGAAGGUAGAGUGGGGCAAGAACGACGUCACGGUCACGGGACCGGGCGGGAAGUUGAAAGCGAUCGACGUGAACAUGAACGCGAUGCCGGACGCGGCGAUGACGCUCGCGGUCGCGGCGCUGUACGCGGACGGCGUCACUACCAUCCGCGACGUCGCGAGCUGGAGGGUUAAGGAGACCGAACGGAUGAUCGCGAUCUGCACGGAGUUGAGGAAGCUCGGGUGCGACGUGUUCGAGGGUGAGGACUACUGCGUCAUCACGCCUCCGGCGAGCGGGAAGAUCAACGAGGGCAUCGACGUCGACACGUACGACGAUCACCGCAUGGCCAUGGCUUUCUCCUUGGCCGCGUGCGGGGGUGUCGGGGUGACUAUCAACGACCCCACGUGCACGAAGAAAACGUUCCCCAACUACUUCGACGCGCUCGCGGAGGUGUGCGUGUGAGCGAGACGAUCGAUCCUAACUCCGUCACUGAUUAUUAAUAAGAGUUCUCCUCUCUAAGCGUAAAGAAUAGGCUCAAUGACCAGGCGGCUGCGUCACCUGGUUGAGCUCCGCGAAGCGCAUGCUCACGCGGGACGAGUGCUUCAAGAAUUUCUCGCAGCACUUGCUAACACACUGCGAAGACGCGGGCAGGGCGGGGGCGUCAGCGAAGAUUUGGAAAGGAGAUCUGCGUACGUGGUCGAUCGAGAAAGGCACGCACCCUCUCCUCGUCUUUCUCGAGCGUCUUUCGCCUGAAGCUCUGCACGCACGUGUCGAAGCAUUUCUCCACGAGGUUGUUGUACAUACGUAGACUAUCGCGGGUUUGCAUCCCCUCGAUCAUCGUCGCCAUGCGCUUCUCGUCCUCAGGCGAGAUGCCCUGCAUCUGCUGGUUGGGAUCCAUCUGUGCCGCGGUGUUUUAGGGUUACGCCUGCUGGCGUCUCGUCGCUUCUCCUCGAGCUCGCUCGCGGAUCGCGUGUGCGUAGCGACUUUCGCCUCGCGUACACCUGAUGAAGUCCGGUAGAAAUCGGAGCUUCGAUC
This is a messenger RNA of Micromonas pusilla CCMP1545, 1953 nucleotides long. RefSeq lists its product as uncharacterized. Gene Ontology annotation, biological process: chorismate biosynthetic process; aromatic amino acid biosynthetic process. Bases 1 to 1380 code for a protein of 459 amino acids. The transcript is spliced from 2 exons. Lineage: Eukaryota; Viridiplantae; Chlorophyta; Mamiellophyceae; Mamiellales; Mamiellaceae. Gene Ontology annotation, molecular function: 3-phosphoshikimate 1-carboxyvinyltransferase activity. The record is from RefSeq and is a predicted model, not a curated record.